Daucus carota subsp. sativus is the source of this 1463-nucleotide messenger RNA. RefSeq names its product DNA-damage-repair/toleration protein DRT111, chloroplastic. Gene Ontology annotation, cellular component: precatalytic spliceosome. Gene Ontology annotation, biological process: mRNA cis splicing, via spliceosome. The coding region runs from base 120 to 1259 and encodes 379 amino acids. Gene Ontology annotation, molecular function: RNA binding. Lineage: Eukaryota; Viridiplantae; Streptophyta; Magnoliopsida; Apiales; Apiaceae. The record is from RefSeq and is a predicted model, not a curated record. The transcript has 2 exons.
AAACCACCCAAUUUACAUAAAGUUACCCCCAAUUUACAGAACACAAAUUCUAGGGUUCAUACUUCAUACUCAAACAAAUACUCCAAACACAAACCUUUAAUUCUCUUACAACCUUAACAAUGCUAGGAGGAUUGUACGGAGAUCUGCCACCUCCAUCAUCAACAACUGACGAAACUAAAAGCCAAUCGAACCCCACUUCCAAUGUCUGGUCCUCCACCGUCAAAAUGGCCCCACCCACUCUCCGCAAGCCCUCCUCUGUUUUCGCCUCCCCCAGCGUGCUCCAGAAGGCCCAGGCCAAGUCCAAGCCCUCUGCUUCCAAGCCUGCGAUGAGUGUGAGUGUUUCGACGCCAGUUGUGGCUGUGGUGGGGAGAGAGCAGGCUCUUGUUGGCGUUACGGCCUCGGUGGUGGAGGAGUAUGAUCCGGCUAGGCCGAAUGAUUACGAGGAGUAUAGGAGGGAGAAGAGGGAGAGAGAGAAGGAGAUUAGGGUGAAGAGGGAGCUGGAUAGGAGGAGGGUGGAGGAGGAGGAGAGGGAGAGGAGGGAGAGGGAGGAGAGAGAGAGGGAGAGGGAGAGGGAGGUGGGGGUUUCGGGGGAGGAGGCGUGGAAGAGGAGGGCGGCGAUGAGUGGGGGGAGUGUGGGGAGGGAGAGGGAGAGAGAGAGGGAGGAUUCGCCGACGGGGAGUGGGGAUGGGUUUUUGAUUGGGAAGUCGGAGACGGGAGGGUUGGGAGUGGGGGCGGGGGGGCAGAUGACGGCGGCACAGAGGAUGAUGGCGAAGAUGGGGUGGAAGCAGGGGCAGGGGUUGGGGAAACAGGAGCAAGGGAUCACCACGCCUUUGGUGGCUAAGAAGACGGAUAGGAGAGCUGGGGUUAUUGUGAAUGCUAGUGAGAAACAGGAGAAGGAGAAGAAGGUUAAGAGUGUUAAUAUUAAUGGGACGCCGACCAGGGUCGUGUUGCUUAGGAAUAUGGUGGGUCCUGGUGAGGUUGAUGAUGAUCUAGAAGGGGAGGUAGCUUCAGAGUGUGCGAAGUAUGGAAAUGUGACCAGGGUCCUAAUAUUUGAGAUUACAGAGCCAAACUUCCCAACAGAUGAAGCAGUCAGAAUAUUCGUGCAGUUUGAGAGAGAAGGAGAAGCAACAAAAGCACUUAUUGAUCUUGAAGGUCGCUUCUUUGGGGGUAGGGUGGUGCGGGCCUCCUUCUAUGAGGAGGAUAGGUUUAACAAAAAUGAGCUGGCUCCGAUGCCUGGGGAGAUUCCUGGUUUCACUUGAUUAAUGAUAAAUCAAUAUAAAUCGGCCGUCUGGGAUUACAAAAAUAAUCAUUAGGAGUUUGUAGCAAAACCUUUUCUGUUUUGUCUGAUAAAAUUUAUGUAUUUGGGCAUGAGAUAUGUUUUUCAAAAAAAAAAAAAAAUGGAACUUCAAAUCUUUAAACUUGUAGACUACAGUUUCAUAAAGUUACCAGAGUAUACAUGCAUU